AUGAGUGUAUUAGAGAUUCGUCAUGAAUUUUUUGAUAUUGACGCACGAAAUAAUGAACAAUUAUAUCAAGCUUUUUGUAAUCAUGUCUAUUUCGGGCAAUGGGAACUAUGUCGAAUAUGUUUACAAACUUUAUUUAAUAAACGUUUACAACUUAAUACAAAUUUAGAAGAAUUAUUAAUUGACAUCAUUAGAAACCCAACUGCUUAUUGCACGGGAUCGAAAGCAGUACCAACACCAUUUCAUUUUUCAUUAUUAUUAUUGGAAGAAUGUCGAGUUAAACAGUAUUUAGAUGCGGAAUUCGAUCGUCUUCGUACUAAUACUGAUGAUAAUUCAUUAACUCUUCCAACUGAUUCUAUGGCUGAUUUUCUUGUUGAUUUAUGGUUACAUGAAACUCCACGUGUUUAUACUUUUAUUCGCUUUUAUCUUUAUUCUUCAAAUCCAUCUAUGCAUUUAUGGUUAAUACAAAUUCAUAAACGUGCACUUGAUUUAUGUUUACAGCAAUUAAAAAGUUUAAAUAAUGAACAACAAAAAAUAAAUCUUAGUGAUUUACUUCUUUCAUUACAUUUCUAUUCAUGGGAUAUAAAUGAAUUUCGUAUAAUAAUCCGUGAUACAUUAAAAAAAAUUGUUAUUUAUGCAACAGAAGCAAAUAAUAAUCAUGGACAAUUAUUUAAUUUAAAAAUUUUGUAUCGUUCUAUAUUUAAUAAUAAUGAUUUAGCACGUUUAAUAAGUGAAUUAGAAAGUGAAUAUCGUCGUGAAUUAUUAAAUAAUGAUACAGUUAUAAUACAUUUUUUUAAAAAGAAUUCAUUCGAAAAAGAAAAUUUUUUUUGGAGAGAAAUUUAUUUAUAUUUAAUUGAAAAUAAAUUAGAUUUAAUAUCAUGUGCUUUGAAUGAUUCAAAAUUAAUGGUACAAAAUCGUGAUUAUUCAUCAUUUGAUCAAUUAUUACAUAUUGAACAAUUAACCCCAUUACAUCUUUAUAUAUUUCUUCUUGCAUGGACACAUGUAAGAACAAUAAAUGAUGCAAUUGUAUUACAUGAUUCAAUUAAUUCACUAGGAAAUAAAAGUCCUUUAUUAAUGAAAUGUUUACAAUUAUUUCAAUCUCAUAUUGAAUUUAUAACAUGGUUAUAUACUGUUCGACGAAUUGAUCUGUAUCAUGAUGGUGUAUCACCUUUACCAAAUAUGUCGGAUUUAUUAGCAUUAUUACAUACAAAUUCGCCAUUGUCUUUAAUGCAUCGAUAUUUAGAUAUACAAACUAUUGAUUCAGCUGAGAUUUUAGAAAAACUACAAAAAACAUCAGUUGACAUUGAUGAUAAUAAUGAAAGACCAACGAAAGAAAAACGUGUACGCUUUACUGAUACUCCUACAAAUGCAAUUGAAUUACUUCGUUUACCUCAAACAACAGCUUCAAUGAUAUUUCUUGGUUAUCUCUCAAUCAAUAGUGUUAUACAACGUAUUUUAUCAUCUACAGAUAAUAAUACUAAUCAAACUGAUAAUGAUUUAUUUUCUUCAACACGUACAUAUUUAAUACAAAUAUUUCCAUUACGUUUUCGUCUUGAAUUAUUAGAAAAUAUUUUUUCACUUAUAUUUAUUCAACAAAGUGAAUUGAAAAUUGACGAAACAGUUGAAAUAAUUGAACAAUCAAUAAACACAACAUCAAAUUCAGUAUCACCAUCAGAUAAAUUCUUUUCAUCAAUACAAAGUAAUUUAACAAAUGAUAGUUUUCAUACAUCAACAAAUGCAAGUAUUAGAACUCAAGUAUCAGUUAGAAGAUUUGAUAAUGAUGUAGAUGAAAAUAUUGAUGAUAAUGUAUCAAUAUGUAGUAGUUCAAUGAGUUCAGUUGGUGCAUCACAUCCUCAUUCUAUACAUCGUUCAGGAUUAUUAAUUGAUCAACAAGUACUUUAUAAAUUAUUAAUAUUUCUUCGUGAUCAACUAACAGAAGUUCGUACACUUUAUCAAAAAAUAAAAGAUAAAGCAACUGAUCGUGAUACAGUAGAUUUUGAAACAUCAUUAGAUAAAUGUUUUCAAGGUUAUUCAAUUAGUACAAAUGAACAAUUUACAACUAGAGCAACAAAAUUAAAUACAACUGUUAGUGAAACAUUAUGGAGAUAUCAAUUAUUAACAGCUAACACAGUCGAAUCAUCGACACAAGAAAAUAAAAUCGAUGAAUUAGAUAAUGAUGAUAGUUUAGUUUGUAAUCCUACCAUAAAAAAUUUAAUUCUUCCUGUUCCCGUUCAUCGACAUUCUCAUCGAAGAAAACGUCGAUCAUGUCAAUCUGAAAGUAGUGCAUCCAGUGCUGCAUCAUCAUCUAUAAUGAAUAAUGGUCAAACUAAAAUAACAUCAACAUUAGUAUCGCAAAUUCUUUCUCCUCGUGAUAAUUUAUUAGCUAUUUGUUUAAAAGAAGGCAAAAUUACUGAGGCUAAUGAAGUUAUUCGAUUAUUCAAUAUGCAAGAUCAUCCACUUGCUGUUGAAGCAAAAUUUAGUAAAUUAUUUCGUGAUACAGUUAUUCAAUUAUCUACAUCAUAUCCAUCAUCGAGUUCUUCUAUUGAUAAUUCAUCAUCGAAAUCAGCUUUAGCUGGUUUAGCUAAUUUAGCAACAUCAGCUCUGAGUAGUUCAUCAUUACAAAAUGAUAUUAUUCCAUUAUUAGAAAAUGCACAAUCAUCAAAUGUUUCAUCAACAUUACCAACAUCAAAUUAUUUUGAUCAUGAAUAUUUUGUAUCAUUAACAUUAUUUGAUUUAGCAAUAAAUGCACCAACAAUGACAAUAAGUAAAACAUUACUUGAUAUGGCACAACACCGUUUACCACUUCCACGUCCAUUAUUUUCAUCAAAUACAUCAUCACAUAAUACAACAAAUAAUAAAACUUCAACAACAAGAAUAAAAACAUUAAAUGAAAUGAUUAAUAAUUAUACACAUUUAGCUAAUUCAUCAAAUGGUUCAUUUGAUGAUUUAUUACUUGAUGUUACUAUACCAUUAGAUGGAACAAAAGCAACUAAAACUAUACAAUAUUAUAAAAGACUUGAUGAACAUUGUCGACAAUAUUAUUUGAAUGAACAAAAUUCUUUAUCAAUUGAACAACAAGUUAAAAUGACUGGAGAAUUUUUUGAAAAUGAUCCACAAGCUAAAUUAGAUUUAAUUGCAUAUAUUAGAAAUACCUCCAAUCAAACAAAAGUACCUUCUUCUUCAAAUAUAAAUUAUUUUUCAAUAUUUCAUAUAUAUUUACAAAAUUUUCGUAUACUUCUUGAAAAAUUUCCAUUAGAAGAUAUAUCAACAGAUGUUGAUUUAUUAAAACAUUCACCAUUAUCACUUGUUCAUCGUAUUGUUGCACGAUCCAGUGAUAUUGAUUUAUCACAAUUACAAUUAAUGACUUCGAAGUUAAAUAUUGAUAUAUCACUUGCUGUUACUCUUAAUAUAAUUCGUCCAUUAUUUGUUGAUAAAACAAUAACAACAUCAUCAUUAUAUUCUAAUAGACGUUCUACACUAUUACAACAUCAACCAAUAGAUAUUUUUUCAUAUUGUUAUCAAUCUCAAGUACAACAAGUAUCACAUUCAGUAUCAAAUGAAAGUACUAAAAAACAGUUACGACAAUCAACAUUUCUUAAACGUCUUGCCAGCAAAUUAGAUGAUUUUCAAAAUGAACCGAGUUCUUUUAAUGAACAUCCAGAAAAAUUUAUUAGAACAGUAUUAACCAAGUUAUUAGAUUCAACUAAAAAAGUAAUUCAAGCAUCUGGUUAUAAUCAUAUGACAAUCGAACACAUCGAAAAAUUACUUUCAUUCGAUCAUUAUACUGAUAUAAUGAAUGCUUUACCAUUAUUAGGAUAUCUUGAUCUUGAUCGUUUAAUGACAAACGCAGAACGUAUUUGUUUCUUUGCAAAUUUAUAUAAUUUUCUAUUAAUUAUAUCUCAUAUUGAACUUGUUCGAACAAAAUUAACACAACUAACAACAACAAAUAUAUUUCGUAAUGAACUUGAACGUCUUUUAUUUUUUUUAACAACACGUAUUGAUAUUGGACAACUUAAGCAAAUAUCAUUAUAUGAUAUAAGAUAUUAUAUAUUAAAACAAAAUGUUCUUAAUGAUGGACUUAAAUUAAAUUUAGAUCCAAAAGGACCAUUUUACCGAUAUGCACCAAUACUUAAUAAUAAUCAACAUAUUCGAAUAGGUUUAAUAUUAAAUGAUUGUAUUUAUUCAUCAGCACCAUUCAUUAUUUUAACGCCAGAAUUACUUAAUGAACAGUUACAAUGUUCUACAAGAGAGUUUAUUGAUAAAUGUGUUUCAAUUAAAAUUAAUGAAACAAACAAUUCAAUAGAAAUUAUUUUACCAUAUGUUCUUCAUUCUCUAUUUGAUCAAGCUACAGAUGAUGUUGUUAAAUUUAUUGGAGAAUAUUCAUCUUAUAAUGACAUUCUAUCUGCAACGAAUGAAGAUCGCACAAUAAAAACUGAAGUAAUUCCUUCGCAAAAUGAUUUUGCUAUAAAUUUCGAUUAUCAUUUAUGUUCAUCUCAAUCCGAACAACACGGAGGACGUCGUCGUCGUACCAGUUCACUUCCAUUAUCUACAACAAGUAUAACAUUAUCUUCUUCUUCAAUUGAUUUCCUUCCUCAAAUAACAAAUUUACCUAGUCAUCUAAUUGAUUCUCGUACAAUAUCAUUUGUUCAAGAAAAAUCUCCUGCCUUAGGACAAAUUCUUCAAAUAUAUGUUCAAUCAAUAGUUCAUAAUCAACCAAUUGAAAGCGAUAAAACUCCAUUAAAAAAUUAUUUUACAAGUUUAUUAUUGUCUCCAACAUUAAUUGAAUCAACAUCAUCAAUUGGUGAUGAAUGGUUUCGUUCAAUUGUAUUAAAUGAUUUAACAUAUCAAUAUGAUCUUCUUCUUUAUUUAUCUUCAUUAUUAUGGAAUAAUUCUAAAUAUAUUGAAAUAGUUGAAUUAUUUGAUUCAUUAUUACCAUCAUUUAUUGUACAUUCACCAUAUUUGCAAAUUUUGCGUGAUCUUGCUUUAUUAACAUUAAUUAAACAAACAUCGGAACCUGAUCAUGCAUAUAAUUAUUUACGCAAAAUUCAUGAUUGCCAUUUAUUAAUACAUUCAACAUUAACAUAUUUACCACGUUUUGAUGGUCCAACAUGUUUAAAAUUACUUCAAUUAUGUUUAACAUCAUGUAAAAAAACUCAUCAAGAUUAUAUACCAUGGAUUCAAGAACGUUUAAAUAUAAUGUAUGUUUAUAAAACAUUAUGUCUUGGUGCAUUAGCAGAAUUUAAUAUAUGUAUGGAAAAAAUAUCUAAAUAUGAAAAUCAAUUAAAUAUAUCAAUUGAAGAUAUGGCUAUAAAAAAGACAUCAUCAAAAUGUUUAACAUGGCAACAUGCACAAGAACAUUCACAACGUGAUCCAUUAGCUGUUGUUAAUAUGUUUAUUUAUGAAAAACAAUUUGAUAUGGGACAUAAAUGGUUAACAUUAUUAAAUAAUUAUGUGGAAGAAAAUAUAAUUGAUCGUGUUAGAUUAAAAUUAGUUGAAGAACAUAUACAUUGGUUAUUAAAAGAAGAGAAUAUUGGUGAUGGUAAUAAAAUUUUACAAAUUAUUGAUACAAUUAAAAAUCAAAAUGAUAAGUGGCAUUUAUGUACUGAAUUAAUUGAAGAUUUAUCGAAAAAACCAUUAGUUAUAUAUACAAAAUCAAUACCUUUUUCCAGAUUAUUUAUUAAGUUUCGUCUUAUACAAUAUAUGUUAGGACAUUUUGAAGAAAAAUCUAUAUUUUUUCAAGAACAAUAUGAACGAUCAAAAUUAUGUACUUUAGUUACUGGUUUAGCUUUAUUUUUUAAUUGUAUACCAUUAGAACAAACAGAUUCAUAUGUACAACUAGUUGGACAACCAUUGCUUAUAUUUGAACAAUUAUUAAUGAAUAGUUCAAUUGAUAUAGCAAAAUUAACUAUUGAAACAUUGAAAGUUUUAAUUAAAAAAUAUUCUUUAGAAAAUAUUAUUAAUAUUAAACAGAUGGAUGAACUUAUUGAAUUUUAUACGAAAAAAAGUGUACGAUUAAAUGUUGUACAACGAAAUGAAGACAAAACAAAUAUUGAGAAUAAACCUGCUCUUCCAGUUUCAUUUGGUUCGCAAGGCGAAAAUCGUCGUUCAUCAUUGGGUCCAUCUUCUAAUACAAAUCAAUCUAAGAAUGCUCAAGAAAUAUCACCAUUAGGUCGUCGAAAUUAUAGUUCUGGUACAAAUACUUUAUUCAGUAGUAUACGUCAACGCAUAUCAACUAGACCUUCUACAACAUCUCAAAUGCUAACUGAUUCUGAUCAAAAUUUAUCAUCAUCAUCAUCACUGAAUACUAAUAGUCCACCAUCAGCCAAUUCAAUUCCAAUUAAAUCUUCACAACAAACAACGUCAUCAAUUUUUGAUUAUUUAUCAUCAUCAUUUUCUACUCGACCAAAUAUUAAUGAGCAACCUCACCAAACAACAAAAACAACUUCAUCAACACAACCAACUGAGUUUAUUGUUCCUGCAGCUAUACCACCAAGACAAUUAUGGAUAUCAGAUACUGAAGUAUCUCUCUGUAUGUGUUGUAAUGAAUCGCAAUUUUCAAUGUUUAAUCGUCGUCAUCAUUGUCGUCGUUGCGGUCGUGUUAUAUGCAAAACAUGUUCACAACAAAUGACAAUAAUUAAAAGUCGCCUCGAACGUACAUGUAAAGAUUGUUAUCUAUAUAUGCAAAAUAAUCCAACCCCAACAAUAAAUACUCGUCCUGAAACAAAUACUUCAACAAAAAAAAAUGAAAAUUUUCGAGCCUUUUCAAGGCCAAUCAGUACAUUUAAAAGACAAUCAAUAAGUCAAGUUUAUUUAAGUAAAACUCGACAAUCCGAAACAACAUCAAAUAAUCUCUUAUUGGGUACAUCACUUGUUAAUGAAACUUCAACUGUCGAAGAAGAACAACCUCUUCUAAUAAGUUCAAGUUUUUCAACAGUCAGUCCAUUAAUGAAAACAAAUAGAUUAAGUCGUCGACUAUCAGUUGAUUCAAAUCAAAAACAAGAUAAUGAUGAUAUUCCAACAUUACCUGUUAUUAAUGAUCAAGUUCAUUAUCAAUUAACUGGAACAUCAAAUGAUGAAAUGAUACGUAAUGAGUUUCAUUAUGAUCAAUCACCAAGUAUAUCAUUAUGUUUAUCAUUAAUUGAAUUACAUUCCGAUCAAUAUCAAUGUGGUAAAUUAUUAAUAAAAUUAUGUGAAUAUUUAUCUGAACAACUAUCAACAAAUCAACGUAAUAGCGAAAUUGAUUAUGGUUUAGUAUUAAAUAUAAUAAAAAAUCUUUUAUUUACUGCUAAAAUGAAAUUGAUGACAAGUACUAUAAAUGAUGAACAAUUAGGUGAACAACAAAAAUUAAUAACUUCAUGUGAUAUAUAUAAUAAUCUUGUUGAUAUACUAAAUCGUUUAAAUAUGGCUAAUUGUUCAUUACCAGUUUUAAAUGAUCUUUUACAACAAGAUACAUUAAGAAAAAUUCGAAAUAAAUUAUUAGAUGAUGAAAGAUAUCAAUUAGCAAUGGACAUUUCAACACGAUGUAAUUUAGAUACGCAAACGAUUUGGUUUCAAUGGGGAAUGGCUUAUCUUCACAUUGGUCAAUACGUUGAAGCCCGUGAUAAAUUUGAAAAAUGUUUACAAAAAAAUACUGACGCAGCUGAUCUUAUAUCUAAACAACAACAACGUAGCAGUUUAAGUCAAGAAAAAAUUUUAAAUGAUAUUAUAUCAUAUCUUGAAUCAUCACUUCCAUUGAAAUACUCUAUAAAAUGUCAAUAUCUUGCUGCACAACAAAUUCGACAAGCGGGACAAACACGUACUAGUUUAAAAUAUCUUAAUAGUCUUUCAACAAUGCCACGUUUAUCUGAUCAACCAAAUAAAGCUAUUCACGAUGAAAUUUUAUUUUAUUUAACAACUUAUAGCGACGAUGCACAUUUAUUAGAUUAUUAUAUUCGUCAUGAAUUUCAUACUCAAGCAUUUGAAUAUAAAUGUUCAUUAACAGUAUUUCGUGAUCAUAUAUAUAUGCCAUUAUUAAAACGUAAUCAUAUAAAACAUCUAUUUAAUUAUAUAUUAUCACAUAAUAAUAAUAAUUCAUUUACACAUCAUUUAAAAUUUAUUUGUACAUAUUUAAACGAACAAGAAAUGUAUCAUUCAUUACAACAAUUACAAUUAUUUAUGAAUGAUUUCACAAAUGCAGCAAUUACAUCGAUUAAAUUAUUUACUUUAAAUCGAACAACAUAUUUGGAUUUAUUUGAAAAACGCUUAAAUUAUUUACGAAACGCUUUAGAAUGUUUUCAACAAGGAAAAAUUGAUACAGAACAAACAAUGAUGAAAAUACAAAGUACUACAAAUAAAAUCGACCUUCAAUUGGAAAUAACUCGUUACAUUUAUACACAAUUAAAACGACUUAACACAAAUGGCUCAAAUAUAUUAAUUAAUUGUCCAACAGUAUUUGAUGGAAAAGACUCUAUAUUUAAACUUAUCUUAGGCUUAAUAGCAAUAUCUGAUACAAUGACAAAUGCAUUUAUUUUAAUUAAUAAAAUAACCAAGGAAAUGAAUUUUUCACCGACGGAAGUAUUUGUUCCAUGUGCUGAACAGGUUGGUAAACGUCGUGAUUAUCGUUCUCUUCAACAAUUGCUUCAAUUAAUACGUGAAAAUGGCUAUACUGAUAGUAAAUUACAUGAUGAUAUUAUUGAAAGUUGUGUACGACAAUCUGGUUCUGAUGUUGAACAAAGUCGAGAACAAGAUACAUUAAUUCAAAUGAUUAAGAAUGAUGAUACUCGUAUCAAUGUUUAUAUUGCUGUUGGCAAAUUACGUGCUGCUUAUUUAAUAGCUAUUCGUCUAGGAAAAGAAGAUAAAGUUCGUUUAAUUCGUGAUGAUGCACAAAAAAGUGGUCAAACAGCUGUCUAUGAUAUAUAUUUUGGUUCUUUUGUUUUUCAGAUGUUGGCAGAUUUUUUAGAAAAAAAUGAUAUUAAAGCAUUCAAUCAAUCCAUAAAUUCUGAUCAAAUUGAUUUGCUAAAAGACAAUCUACAACAAGAAAUUGAUGAUAAUAAAAAUCAAAUUCAUCAAUUAUAUAUAUCUAAAACUCAAGAUAUAAAUAAAAUUAAUUCUCAAACUUCAAAACUUAUUGAACAAUGUGAACAAUUAGAAGUCAAACGAAAAGAACUAAUUAUACAAAUUGAAGAUUAUUCGAAAUUAGAAAGUCAUGCACGUCAUGUUAAUUCUAAUUAUCAUCAAGUUCAUCGUUUAAAUCGAUUUAUCAAUGGUAUUAAACAAUUAAUUCAAUUACAUGAUCAUAUUCACGAAUGUCGACAAUUAUGUAAAAAAGGUUCUUUAAAUGAAGCAAAAAAUUUAUAUCAGACUGUAGAAAAUCUAAUUAAUAAUGAAUAUUUAUUUCCACAUACUAAGGAUAAAUUUUAUCAACAACAUUAUCCAUUAUAUGAAACAUUUCAAAAAUAUGUUAGACAAUUACGUACAGAUAUUUGUCAAACACAUCAUAUUCUAUGGAAUGAUGGUGUUGAUCGAACCACUAAAAAUCAAUUGAAAUUAAAUUUAAACCAUCUUGAUCAACUUUUUAAAUGUAUAUUUUAUGAAGAAAAAGGAGAAAAAUUAUUAAUGGAAAAAAAUAUUCAAACAUUUGCAUCAUUUUGCUUCCAAGGAUUUAUUCAUAUGCUAAUUGAGAAAAAAAUGAGAUUAAUUAGCGAUGUAGACACAACAACGGUUUUAAUACGGAUAGAAAACAGUGAAGAAAUAGAAAGAAAUGAUAUCGAACAAUUCAAUGAAACAUUAAAUUAUAUAAAGAAAUUUUUUGACAUAUUGAAUAUACAUUUGCUAUCAAGAGUGAUGAAAAUUCAACCAUUGAAAGACAAAUCCAUUGAAUCAAUUCCACUAAUGACCAUCAUCUCUUCAACUAUUGCGAAUGAUUUUAUUGAAUGUAUUCGUGAACGUUUAUUAAAUAUCAUUCCAAAUGAUUUCCAAUACGUCGAAAUAUUUCGUUCAUUAUUACAAACCGUCAUGGAUUUUGAAAAAUAUUUAACCGAGAUAAAUUUUUUUUCUGAUAAUCAAAUCUCUAAUAUUAUUUCUUCUGUUGUUGGAAAUAUCGAUGAAUCAAUAAUAAAAAGUCGUUGUCGUACAUAUUUAUUUCGAAGUCGACAGUUACUUCAAUCAAAUGCAAUAAUUACAACAUCAUUAAAAACAAUUGAAAUUGGUGAUGACGAACAAUUAUUUAAACAAAAUGAACAAGAUAAAGAAAAAUACAAAAAUGAAACUUUAACAAAUAUUUUAUCAUCAACUAUUAGUUUAGAUGAAUUAGAUGCAAAUAUGUUUCGAUUUCCACGUACAAUGAUUGUGGAACAUGUUUAUGAAUAUAUGGAAUUUAUUCGAACUGUUUUAAAAGAAGCUGAUCAAUUGGAAAAUUAUGGUGCACAUCUUUGUGCAACUGUAAGAAAUAUGAUGGAAUUAUUUCAUGUAAUAUAUGCGAACUUACAUGAAAAAAAAGCACAAGAAUUUCCUUAUUUAACUGCUUUACAUUUUAAUACAUAUAUGUAUGUUGCACAUGUAUGUCUUAUUCUUGGUGAAGAAUAUUAUCAUUUAAAAACUAAAACAGGUGAUGGUCAACCAAUAACAUUUGUUGAUUACGUUCCUAUAUUUCGUAAUCAAGCAGCAAAUUUACUUAAAUCUCAGUUAGAUAUUCAAAGAGAUACAUUAACAUCGUUUAUUAAAGAAAUUGGAGCAUUUCAUAAUAUUGUUGAUGAAGAUGAAAAUCAAGAUAUACUAAAACGAGCUAUCAAUCAAUGCAUAAUGCACAUGGAAAAUCUUUCACAUAAUUGGCGAAAUGUAUUUUCACCUCAAGUUUAUUUUAAAGUUAUUGGAUAUUUAUGUGAUCAUGUUAGUCAUCUUCUUAUCAAAGAAACUUUAUCACUCGAAGAUAUUCCAGAAAAAGAAUGUCAAAUAAUGGUAAAUGUUUUUACACAAUGGUCAACAUUUUUACAGAAUAUACUUGUUAAAGAUGAACUUAGCCCUGGUUUAAAUAUUCUUGCUCGUUUAGCACCAAAUUUAACAAGAUUUAAUGAACUAUGUCUUGUUCUAAACAGUUCUUUACAAAAUAUUGUUGAUCGAUGGUUUAAUGGACAAGGACCACUUGCUAGUCAAUUUACAGCUUUAGAAAUUAAACAACUUAUUCGAGCUCUUUUUCAAACAUCUGAAAGACGAACAGCAGCUCUUGCAAAAAUUCAAUAA
Rotaria sp. Silwood2 is the source of this 11214-nucleotide messenger RNA. NCBI's taxonomy places the organism in Eukaryota, Metazoa, Rotifera, Eurotatoria, Philodinida, Philodinidae. The record is from the annotation of a GenBank genome assembly.